Molecule: messenger RNA, 2982 nt
Organism: Solea senegalensis (Senegalese sole)
Lineage: Eukaryota; Metazoa; Chordata; Actinopteri; Pleuronectiformes; Soleidae
Product: speckle type BTB/POZ protein
Exons: 11
Coding region: 395-1519 (374 amino acids)
Biological process (GO): proteasome-mediated ubiquitin-dependent protein catabolic process; regulation of proteolysis
Cellular component (GO): nucleus; cytoplasm
Molecular function (GO): ubiquitin protein ligase binding
Source: RefSeq, a predicted model, not a curated record
UGCAGUGACAGCGCUUGUCAAAAAAUCCCUCAAUCCUUUCGUGUAACUGCGAAACAAAGCUUGCCAAGAAGCUCUGCUUUGGACAGACACGCAGUACUGACACGCCUUCAGACAGAGAAACAGACAGAGUCCAGCUGGCGAGCCAUGGCAGCAGCAAGCUGAACAGAUGUGCGAGGGACUUUGAUCUAGGGUGCCUGUAGCUAUUUUGGAGUCUGGACAUCCUCUUGUAUUGGAUUCAUCACUCUGCAGCUCUCAGUACGGCAGGUGUUGUUUAAUAGGCUGCCAGCUUGCCUUAUUAUUGACUCUCUUCACCACUGCACACCCCACAUCACCUCAUCCAACACCUGACUGGUGCACCAGCCCUAUCCAGGUUCUCUCUGCAUCAAGGCUGGCCAUGUCCAGUGUCCCAAGCCACCCUCCCCCAGCGGAAAUGUUCAGCGACCCCAUGGCUGAGAGCUGGUGUUACACUCAGAUCAAAGUAGUGAAGUUCUCCUACAUGUGGACCAUCAACAACUUCAGCUUCUGUCGUGAGGAGAUGGGAGAGGUCAUCAAAAGUUCCACUUUCUCCUCAGGAGCCAACGGCAAACUCAAAUGGUGUUUGCGUGUCAAUCCUAAAGGUCUGGAUGAGGAGAGCAAAGACUAUCUGUCACUUUACUUGCUCUUAGUCAGCUGCCCAAAGAGUGAUGUGCGCGCCAGGUUUAAGUUUUCUAUCCUCAAUGCCAAGGGAGAAGAGACCAAAGCCAUGGAGAGCCAGAGGGCAUAUCGUUUUAUCCAGGGGAAGGACUGGGGUUUCAAAAAGUUUAUUAGGAGGGACUUUCUGCUGGACGAGGCCAAUGGUCUGCUGCCCAACGACAAACUGACACUUUUAUGUGAGGUGAGUGUGGUGCAAGACUCUGUCAAUGUCUCAGGCCAGAAUGCGAUGAAUUUGGUGAAGGUUCCAGACUGCAGGCUGGCCAAGGAGCUCGGGGAUUUGUGGGAAAACUCAAGAUUCACUGACUGCUCCCUGUGUGUCGCUGGCCAGAAAUUCCAGGCCCACAAAGCCAUCUUGGCGGCCCGCUCACCGGUGUUCAGUGCCAUGUUUGAGCAUGAGAUGGAAGAGAGUAAGAAGAACCGGGUGGAGAUAAAUGACAUGGAGCCAGAUGUCUUCAAAGAGAUGAUGUGCUUCAUCUACACAGGCAAGGCCCCCAACCUGGACAAGAUGGCUGAUGACCUGCUGGCUGCAGCUGACAAGUAUGCACUGGAGAGGCUGAGGGUGAUGUGUGAGGACGCUCUGUGUACAAGUCUGUCUGUGGAGAACGCAGGAGAGAUCCUCAUCCUCGCCGACCUACACAGUGCCCACCAGCUCAAGACACAGGCUGUGGACUUUAUAAACUAUCAUGCGGCUGAUGUGAUGGAGACAUCAGGCUGGAAGUCCGUGGUGGUCUCUCACCCACACUUGGUAGCAGAGGCAUAUCACUCCCUGGCCUCGGGCCAGUGCCCCUUCCUGGGUCCCCCAAGGAAUCGCCUCAAACUGUCCUAGUGAUCUGGAGGGGCACUCUUCAGUCCUGACCCUACUGUGUCCUUCUGUACCAGUGAACUCACUGCUCCUUUCUCUCAGUCCUCCUCGUGCUCCAAUAGCAUCCAGAGAUGCCGGACUGAUACCCAGGAGGAGCGCAGCUGGGCAGAGCAGAGACUAAUGCCAUAGAGGAGGUAGUCCAUGUCUCUAUAGAUGGGGAUGGUGUUCAUUUCUUUAAGAUCUGAAGCUGCAUAUUCAAGGACUGGAAGCUCAAAACCUCACAUAAUUCCAUAGAUCCUUAUUAUAGGAUACUGGAAGGAGAGAAUCUUGAUCUGCGAAAAUAAAUUAUCUUCAGGCUUGAAAUACAGUAUGAAAGCCAAUAUUGAGUCCCUGUGAAUACAAUUUUGUGGCAUAUUGUCUUGCUUAGUCUCUUGAGUGUUAAGGCCCAAACUAUGUUUAUGAAAAGACAAGUGAAGAGGAUCAACCAACUGGAAAGACUGUUACAUUUAUGCAAAGUGCCAUUCAUCUGGAACACAAAGCUGAACACGUUUUAAUGUUCGCUAUGUCAUAAAAUGGGCCACCUGGAUUCAUGCUUCUGACUAGAAUUGAGUAAAAAGUUCAAGGGCAGUCAUUACACCUGAUUAAUGACCUUGAAUUAUCAAUGACAGUCUCUUGAGUAUCUGUUCAUUUCCAGGGAGGUCAAAAAUUUCGAUUUGGACGUCUUGCAUAUCAAAGGGUCGUUCAGAUGCGGUGUCUUCUGAAUGCACAAAUAGAGACGCGUGCACAAAUAAAAGCCAUGCUAAUCUGUUGCAGCAUGCCUAUAUUUCUGGGAGCUCGUGCCUCUUGAUUCUUUUGCCAAAGAAGUCAAGCUAGUCUUUAUUACUUCAUGAACUGUCGUCAUUUAGAUAAAACCCCUAAAUCAGUUGGCGAUGGAGAGGAUGCACUCACACAUGAGAUGUUUCUUUUUUUCUCCGCACACGUAUCAAACAGCAAAGCAGCUAUGAUGGGAAAGCGGCACUGUUAAUCUGUUUAGAUUGUAGCCGCACCAACUUCAGUCAUCACAUCAGCUCCCAUGUUUUGGUUUCUUUGUCACAAUGUCUAUGACAGAAGUACCACCCCCAUACACCUCUGGUGUCUUUCAUGUGUUUUUCAAGCAUUAUUAGACGCUACAUAUGAACGGCUCCUCAGAAGAUCCACAUUCCUCACAUUUCUGCCAUGACAAGAGUUAUAAAUGGCACUGGGCUUGUCAUAAUGUCUUAGCAGUGUUUCAGUGUAACGCUAAAACAGUGUAUGAUUGAACAAGAUUUUUAUAUAGAAAAUGGAACUUUUUCUCUUUUCAUCAACAUUGUUGAACAUUGUUGAGGUGUUUUGUUUGAGGACAUUUUUUUUCUGGAAUUGUCACCAGACAAAACUGGGUUUGAUUAAAAUACGUCAGUUGAGCUUAAAAAGUAUGGAGGUUAAAUAAAAAUGAACUUGAAUGAAUUGAA